Stegodyphus dumicola is the source of this 693-nucleotide messenger RNA. It is a transcript of the gene ND-39, whose product is annotated as NADH:ubiquinone oxidoreductase subunit 39. Gene Ontology annotation, cellular component: mitochondrion. Gene Ontology annotation, molecular function: protein-containing complex binding. The record is from RefSeq and is a predicted model, not a curated record. NCBI's taxonomy places the organism in Eukaryota, Metazoa, Arthropoda, Arachnida, Araneae, Eresidae.
UAUGUAAAUGAAGGGAAAGUAUAUGGCAGCAUUCUGACAAAAGUAAUUUUAGCAAGGGCAAAACAAAACAGCAACUCCAAAAACAGAAUGGCGUUAAGAAUAUAUUUGUUAUCAAGAAAUUGUUGGGUUUCACCUGUUCAUGUGUUUGCAUUAACACAGCGUUCUGCACAUUCGGAUAGUAGUGAUGUUACUGCUUUUCAAGAAAAAAAAUUUCCAAAAAUAUCAUCAGACAUUCAUUCAUUAAAAAGAGGAACUGGAGGACGAUCAUCUUUCAAUGGCAAAAUUGCAACUGUAUUUGGAGCUUCUGGAUUUUUGGGUCGUGCUGUAGUAAAUCAAUUAGGGAAGAUUGGCACUACGGUUGUUAUUCCAUAUAGAGGUGAUCCAUACCUUAUUAAUCGGCUGAAACUUUGUGGAGAUUUAGGGCAGAUAUAUUUUACGCCUUUCUAUUUGAAAGAUGAAGAUACUUUGUAUAAAUCAAUGAAGUAUUCAAAUGUUGUCAUUAAUCUCAUUGGACGGGAUUUUGAAACAAAAAAUUUCCCUUUUGAAGAAGUGCAUGUCAAAGCUGCGAGAAAUAUAGCUCGUAUAGCAAAAGAACUUGGUGUUGAAACUCUUGUUCAUGUGUCAGCCUUGAAUGCAAGGGAAAAACCAGAACCUAUAAUCCUUAAGAAGGGAUCCAAAUUUUAUGCUACAAAA